CGGUCUCCAGUACCUCUGUGUGUUUCCUUCUCUCUCUUUCUCACUCACCUCUGAUAUUUCUAUAUUUUGGUGCUCUGUGUCUCUACGAUCAGGAUCCAACGGUCCACAAUGUUCGGGGCUUAUGCUGCUUGUUUUCCCCGGUUUUAGAGCUCCAAACCUUCAGAUCCACCUCAUUCCUCUCCAGAUCUUCCUUCCUGGAUAAGGUCUUGUAGUUGGAGGAGGAGCUUGUUUGUUUGUUGUACGAAAUGGAGACUAAACAGAAUUCGGUGACGGUUACGUUCAGUUACGGCGCGUUGACGUGCGCUGCGGAAGUUCUCGCCACUUUGCUGGCUUCUGCAGUCGUCAAAACCACCCUUUUGGCUCCGGAUCUCUACCGGCUCUUACUGAUCAACACAUCCCAGAGUGAAGACAAGCAACAUGAUGCAGAGGGGGAAGACGGUAACGACGAUGAAGGCAACGACGAUGACGAAGGAGAUGGUGUAUCCGGGGAGGGUGAAGAGGGAGAGGGUGAAGACGAGUUGUCAUCCGAAGAUGGAGGUGGAUAUGGCAACAAUUCCAACAACAGGAGCAACUCUAAGAAAACACCCGAAGGUGGCGCAGGUGGGGUGGAAGAGAAUGGAGAAGAGGAUGAAGAUGAAGAUGGUGAUGAGCAAGAUGAAGACGACGAGGAUGACGAUGAUGACGAGGAUGAUGAAGACGAGGGAGGUGAAGAAGAGGAGGAUGAGGGUGCUGAGGAUGAUGAAAACGAAGAGGACGAGGAAGAAGAAGAUGAGGAAGCAUUGCAGCCCCCAAAGAAAAGAAAGAAGUGAAUUUAGCCUAGUCAAGCCUCCUGUUUGUAUUGUUGUGUACGAAUUUGGCUUCUAACUUGCAUGUUUUUACUUUUUUGGGUACUAAACUUCCAUGUUGUUAUUUAGUUUAUAAGGAGGCUUAUGUAGGACAUGUUUUAAUUGAUAUCUAUCUUCACCAUUGCGUAAUUAGAAUGCUACAUUAUUGAGCAGGCAAUGCUAAAUUUAUGAGAGAAAAUUAUGAUCUUAGUUUUGACUUAA
Vigna radiata var. radiata (mung bean) is the source of this 1046-nucleotide messenger RNA. RefSeq names its product pheromone-processing carboxypeptidase KEX1. Bases 246 to 809 code for a protein of 187 amino acids. The transcript has 3 exons. The record is from RefSeq and is a predicted model, not a curated record. NCBI's taxonomy places the organism in Eukaryota, Viridiplantae, Streptophyta, Magnoliopsida, Fabales, Fabaceae.